AUGUUUGGGCAAAAGGAACAACUCGUAGCAAUGACCGAGGUCCACGAAGGAAUAUGUAGUGCCCAUCAAGUUGGCAUCAAGAUGGGGUGGCUUUUAAGGAGGCACAGUUAUUAUUGGCCGACUAUCCUCAAAGAUUGCAUUGACUAUGCUAAAGGUUGCAAAGAUUUUCAAAAGCUUGGGCCGAUCCAACAUGUCCUGGGUGGACCAAUGAAUCCCAUUAUCAAGGCUUGGCCUUUCAAAGGUUGGGCAAUGGAUGUGAUUGGCCAAAUCCACCCAAAGUCAUCUAAGGGCCAUAAGUACAUAUUAGUGGCCACCGAUUUUUUCACAAAGUGGGUGGAGGCUAUCCUACUCAAGCAAGUUACCCAGGUCGAAGUGAUAGAAUUCAUUGAGAAGAAUAUCAUCCAUCGAUUUGGCUUGCCCGAGUCCAUCAUGACCGACCGAGGAACGGCUUUAAUGGGCGAGGCUAUUCAAGCCACUGCGAGGAAUUGGGCAAUUAGGAUGGUUCAAUCCACCUCAUACAAUCCCCAAUCGAAUGGCCAAGCGGAGGCUAGUAAUAAAGUGAUAAAAGGGAUUUUGAAAAAAAUGGUUGAUAAGAAUCCCAAUGAAUGA
Molecule: messenger RNA, 609 nt
Organism: Prunus armeniaca (apricot)
Lineage: Eukaryota; Viridiplantae; Streptophyta; Magnoliopsida; Rosales; Rosaceae
Source: the annotation of a GenBank genome assembly